ACCGAGCUCCUGCAUGUCGGCGUCAGAUGCGAGGCGUACGCGUUAGCCUUUAGCAAAUCUCCAAAACAAAGCGAUAAUACGUCGGUUUGCUCGUUAAGUUUACUCGGGAGGACAACGGCAACGACAAAAACCACGACAUUUGGAGACCUCUGAAGUUUGUGCAGGUCCCUGGAUGCCCCGCGGCGCACCGUCCUCGGCCGCCCAGUGCUUCCCAAUGGCCGGGAGUUGACCACGUCCUCUAAGAUGACGCUGCGCGAGCAGCUGAGAGAGAAGAUCUCGGCGGCCUUCUACCGCCACGGGCUGCUGUGUGCCUCCUACCCAGUACCCAUCAUCCUCUUCACCUCCGCCAGCAUCCUCACCUGCUGCUACCCGUUGUUGAGGCUACCCCUGCCUGGGACGGGUCCUGUGGAGUUCACCACAGGGGUGCGAGACUACAGCGUCCCUUCCCAUGAGCCUCAGGGAGACCUCGGGGAGCGGCCUGACUGGUACCGGGGCCCUCCGGUUGCCUACAUCCAGCAGGUGUUGGUGAAGGCAGCGGUGUCUCCGUGGGACAGCAGCCUGGUGCCGGUGGACAUGUUUCGGUCGCCGCUGGGUCGAGUCUUCGGUCUGUUGGAGGAGAUUCGCAACCACGUCCACUCUGACAGCUCCGGCAUUCGCAGUCUGGAGACUCUGUGCCUCCAGGUGACAGACCUGUUUCCAGGGUUACGGCGGAUGCAGUCGGUGCUGCCAGAGCACGGCUGCCUGCUCGUCUCUCCUGGCAACUACUGGCAGAACCAGCGGGAGCUGUUCGACUCGGACUCUGACCUCCUCAAGACCAUCCAGAAACACGAACCGAAAGGCCUGCACACCUCAGCGACGCUACGAGACCUGCUGUUUGGUGUCCCUGGAAAGUACACCGGAGUCAGUCAUUACAACAGGAAGAGGGUGGUGACGUACACAAUCACUGUGGUGCUGUCCAGCUACGACGCAAGGUUCAUGGGCAGCCUGCGGGCCCGCCUGAAGCACCUUCAUCCAUCAGCCAACUGCAGCCUGAGAGAGGACCACAUGGUUCACGUCCACUUCAAGGAGGAGAUCGGCAUCGCUGAGCUCAUCCCCCUCGUCACCACAUACAUCAUUCUUUUUGCCUACAUCUACUUCUCCACACGUAAGAUUGACAUGGUGAAGUCUAAGUGGGGCCUGGCUCUGGCUGCUGUGGUCACAGUCCUCAGCUCUCUGCUCAUGUCAGUGGGGCUGUGUACACUGUUUGGACUGACACCCACGCUCAAUGGAGGUGAGAUCUUCCCUUACCUCGUGGUGGUGAUCGGCUUGGAGAACGUCUUGGUCCUCACCAAGUCUGUGGUUUCCACCCCCGUCGACCUCGAGGUCAAACUACGUAUCGCUCAGGGCCUUAGUAAUGAGAGCUGGUCUAUCAUGAAGAACAUGGCCACUGAACUGUGCAUCAUCCUCAUUGGAUAUUUCACUCUGGUGCCAGCUAUCCAGGAGUUCUGUCUCUUUGCUGUCGUGGGGCUGGUGUCUGACUUCUUCCUGCAGAUGUUCUUCUUCACCACAGUGCUGUCUAUAGAUAUCCGCCGCAUGGAGGUGAGAUCUCACUUAUACACACAUUCAAACCGUUGUUUCCAGGUAAUAAAUGUUUUUACAGUUACUUCACUGAUGCUUUUUUUUUUUUUUAAGGUACCUUAUGUAAGCUGCUGUUUGCCUCAA
This is a messenger RNA of Stegastes partitus (bicolor damselfish), 1701 nucleotides long. RefSeq names its product sterol regulatory element-binding protein cleavage-activating protein. The transcript is spliced from 11 exons. The record is from RefSeq and is a predicted model, not a curated record. Gene Ontology annotation, molecular function: sterol binding. NCBI's taxonomy places the organism in Eukaryota, Metazoa, Chordata, Actinopteri, Pomacentridae. Gene Ontology annotation, cellular component: SREBP-SCAP complex; endoplasmic reticulum membrane; Golgi membrane. The annotation marks the transcript as partial. Gene Ontology annotation, biological process: SREBP signaling pathway; regulation of cholesterol biosynthetic process.